Messenger RNA from Ceratotherium simum simum (southern white rhinoceros), 1142 nucleotides. The record is from RefSeq and is a predicted model, not a curated record. Lineage: Eukaryota; Metazoa; Chordata; Mammalia; Perissodactyla; Rhinocerotidae.
CUCCUCUUCAUAUUCCUGCCUACUGCCUGCCACACACAAGUCUCAUCAUGCCUUUGCAUCAGAAGAAUCCACGAUGCUCACAUGAUCAACGUCUUCAGACCCACCGUAUGAACCAGGAUCUGGAGGUUGCACAGAUCUCCAGGGCUCUGGAGGUGACCUGUCUCUCCUCCCAUUCUCUAAUGCCUGGCAAUUCGAAGGAGGCUGCUGGUGCUGGUAUACCCAGUAUUCCUGAGGGUCCUCAGAGUUUCUGCUCAUCUUCCAUUGCCAUCACAGCCACCUCAUCAAGCAAGUCGGAUGAGGGCUUCAGUAGCCAGGAAGAGGCGAAUAGCAUCUCACUGGCUACACCAGAUCCCAAGAAUGUGCCCCUAGUUGCUCUAGGAGAGAAAGUGGCUUCGUUGGUGAAUUUCCUGCUAUACAAGUAUCAAAUGAAAGAGCCAGUAACAAAGGAAGAUAUGUUGAAGAUUGUCAUCAAAGAAUACGAAGACCACUUCACUGAGAUCUUACUGAGAGCCUCUGAGCACAUGGAGAUGAUCUUUGGUCUUGACGUGAAGGAAGUGGAUCCCAGCAACCACUGCUAUGGCCUCCUCAUCAAAUUGGGCCUCACCUAUGAUGGGAUGCUGCAUGGUGAAAAGGGCAUCCCCAAAACCGGCAUCCUCAUACUUACCCUGGGUGCGAUCUUCAUGAAGGGCAACCGUGCCACCGAAGGGGAAGUCUGGGAAGUUCUGAAUGUGAUGGGCCUAUAUUCUGGGAGAAAGCACUUCAUCUUCGGGGAGCCCAAGAAGCUCAUCACCAAAGAUUUAGUGAAGGAAAAAUACCUGGAGUAUCGACAGGUGGCCAACAGUGAUCCUGCACAAUUUGAAUUCCUGUGGGGCCCAAGAGCCCAUGCUGAAACCACCAAGAUGCAAGUCCUGGAGUUUCUGGCCAAGGUUCAUGGGACUCACCCAAGUUCUUUCCCAUCUCAGUAUGAGGAGGCUUUGCGAGACGAAGAAGAGAGAGCCCGAACCAGAAUUUCAGGCAGGGCUGUCUCUACUUCCAUGGCCACUGCCAGUUCUAGGGCCAAGUCUAGUCAUUUCUCCCGCCCCUAGAGAAGCCUGAGGCUGAUUCUUCACUUUGUGUUUGAAGAGGCAGUUAGUGUUCACAGA